Molecule: messenger RNA, 526 nt
Organism: Paramuricea clavata
Lineage: Eukaryota; Metazoa; Cnidaria; Anthozoa; Malacalcyonacea; Plexauridae
Source: the annotation of a GenBank genome assembly
AUGUACCCUCAAUCUAAUGGUCUUAGUGAAAGAGCAGUACAGACGGUGAAACGAUUGUUGCAGAAAUGCAAGGAAUCUAACCUUGAUCCUCACUUAGCUAUGCUGUGCUUGGGAAGCACUCCCCUGAGUCACGAUCUUCCAUCACCUGCAGAACUAUUAAACUCCAGAAUAUACCAAACUAAUCUACCGGCUGUAUCAAGUCCGUCGUGUUCGGCUAGCGGAGAUGUCAAUGUGAAGUUACAACAUCGACAAGACCAGCGAAAGAUUCUGUAUGACAAGUCAUCAAAGUUUUUACCCACACUUCCAGCGCGCAGUCCUGUUCGCUUCUUUGAUCCUGGGUCUAAAGUCUGGCAGCCUGCUACUAUACAAUUUGUAGCGUCUACCCCUCGGUCGUAUGUGGUAGAGACAGAAAGAGGUUCAUUCCUGCGAAGAAACCGAAAAUAUCUUCAUCCAACUGGUGAAAGUUUUAGCUGUGACAGUGAAAUCCAGCUCAGUGAUAACAUUCCGUCUGAAGUUUGCGCUACAA